GCCAUUGAAACUAAACUAGUCCGGACUUGUGAAGCGGCAAGAGAGAAGCGCAGCACAGCAGCCCUGAUGGCCGAGUGGAAAGCCUUCUACCACAAUGAGGAUGAGGAGGAAGAACAGGAGGAAGGAGAGCAAGCUGAGGGAGAUUACAAAAUCACAGGAAGAGACAGCUUGGUGUUCUUGAUCGAUGCCUCCAAGGAAAUGUUCAUCAAAGGAGAAGACGGACAGCCCUCCAACUUUGACAUGACCAUGCAGGUGGUGCGCAGUGUGUACACCAGUAAGAUCAUUAGCAGUCACAGGGACCUGGUGGCUCUAGUUUUCUACGGCACAGAACAAAGCAAGAACCCCAGGAACUCAUUCAAGCACGUGUAUGUUUACCACGACCUCGAUGAACCUGGUGCAAAGCGAGUGCAGGACGUGGACGCUCUGCGGGAGGCGAAAGGUGCAAAGCUCGCAGCAGAGACCAUGGGCAGUGGAGAGACAUCAUUAGGUGACGCGCUGUGGUGCUGCAGCAACCUCUACAGUGACAUCAAGCUUCGCCUCUCACACAAGAGACUCAUGAUCUUCACCUGCAGGGAUGAACCUCAUGGAGGCGACAGUACGAAGGAUCGACAGGCUCGCACCAAAGCCAGUGACCUCAAAGAAACAGGUGUUGUCAUUGAUUUAAUGCACCUGAUGAAACCUGGUGGUUUCGACGUCUCGAUAUUCUUUCGUGACAUUGUGAGUCCACCAGAGGACGAGAGCGAGUUGGCGUUGCAGCUGGAGCCGUGUCAAAAAAUGGAGGACCUCAAGAAGAGGGUGCGCGCCAAGGAGCAGAAGAAGAGAGCGAUGGCAAGGUUAAAACUGUGUCUGGGUGAGGACCUAAAAGUAGCCGUGGGGAUUUAUGCAAAUGCCGUGACGACCCGAAAACCUGGAGCCAUCAAACUUUACAGGGAAACCAACGAGCCAGUCCGCAGCAAAACCCGCACCUUCCACACCCAGACCGGCAGCCUGCUGCUGCCCAGUGACAUCAAGAAAGCCCAGGUGUAUGGUAAAAAGAAGAUAGUGAUGGAGAGGGAUGAGGUGGAUGCCAUCAAGAAGUUUGAUGAUCCAGGACUGAUUCUAAUCGGAUUCAAACCCAUGGAGAGUCUGAAACUGCAUCACCGUGUCCGGCCUUCUCUCUUCCUCUAUCCCGAAGAGGAUCAGGUUAAAGGAAGUGCAUGUCUGUUCUCCGCCUUGCUGACUAAGUGUAGCGAGAGGGACGUGUUCGCUCUGUGCCGUUGCAUCUCCCGCCGAAACCUCCCACCACGAUUUGUUGCCCUGGUGCCUCAGGAAGAAGAAGUCGACGAGGGGAAAGUACAGACUAUACCACCAGGUUUCAACGUCAUCUUCCUGCCGUACGCUGAUGAUAUACGGACGUUGGAUACUCCUCAGUUCCCGUCAGCCUCACAAACACAGGUGGAUAAGAUGAAGGAGAUUGUCUCCAAACUCCGCUUCAAAUACAGGAGUGAUGCAUUUGAGAACCCAGUCAUCCAGCAACAUUUCAGGAACCUGGAGGCCUUGGCUCUGGACAUGAUGGCUCCAGAAGAUACAGAUGACCUCAUCAUGCCAAAGGUGGAUCAGAUUGACGAUCGUCUUGGUCCUUUGGUGCAGGAGUUUAAAGACCUGGUCUACCCUUCCUACUACAACCCAGACAGCAAACCAGCUGCCAAACGCAAAACAGCAAACACCGAAGGUGCAGCUGAGAAGAAGCCAAAGCUUGAAGUGUCAGAAGACGAGCUGAAGGCCCACGUGCAGAACGGCACCUUGGGAAAGCUGACCGUGCCGGUGCUGAAGGAGGCCUGUAAGCAGUUUGGAGUUCGGACCACUGGUACCAAGAAGCAGGAGCUGAUCGAUGCUCUGGUGGCCCGCCUGGGUUAAUGAACACUCCCCCAGAUCUGUGUCUACUGUUAAACUUAAAAAAUCAUGUGUAAUAAAGCUUUCAGCCACUUUGUAAUAUCCAUGUCCUGGUAAAGUUAGUUUCAUCGGCUGCUCAUGAUUUUACUUCCUGUUUUGCUUGAUAAGAUUAAACUUGUUUCUUUACCAUU
Messenger RNA from Limanda limanda (common dab), 2063 nucleotides. RefSeq names its product X-ray repair complementing defective repair in Chinese hamster cells 6 (gene xrcc6). Gene Ontology annotation, cellular component: Ku70:Ku80 complex; nucleus. Bases 67 to 1896 code for a protein of 609 amino acids. The record is from RefSeq and is a predicted model, not a curated record. Gene Ontology annotation, molecular function: DNA helicase activity; double-stranded DNA binding; telomeric repeat DNA binding. The transcript is spliced from 13 exons. Lineage: Eukaryota; Metazoa; Chordata; Actinopteri; Pleuronectiformes; Pleuronectidae. Gene Ontology annotation, biological process: cellular response to gamma radiation; telomere maintenance; double-strand break repair via nonhomologous end joining.